UGCCUGAGCUGAGAUGUCACAUAUUAGGAGAAAGGUGGAGAGGAAGCAAGUCUUUGCAAGAAGUUGAGAACUUGGGUGGAGCUUUAGGAGAAAGAAGACACACACAGAGAUCUCUCUGUAUAAGUCCCACAUGAGGCCCAGAAAGCUUCACCCCUGUGCUUCCUGGGCUCCCCAUCUCCCAGCCCGCUUCCAUGUCAGCAUCCUGAGCAUCCCAGGCCUUCUGACCACAGGCAGGAGAUUGUAGCCAUUAGGAUGAGCUGGGAAGGAGGACUCACCAGGAAAUCAGCCUCUCUUUGUGGCCUCCUUAUUGAUGAAUCAGGGAAGAUGUGGAUCUGUGACAUCCUUCCCAGUUUUAUUCAUUGUGUGGCACAGGAUGUCCCAGUGCUGCUUGGGUGCUUUGCUCAUGCCAAGGAUGCCAUAGGUUUUGGUGUGGGAAAACUCGUUCUUUUCAAGGAUGUUCAUGGGGCCAGCAUCUGUCUUAGUUUCAAAUCCAACUCUGCCACCUUCCCUGCCUGACACUGUACCUCACCUGCCUGCCUUCGCAUUGGGAUGGGCAAGUCACCACUUGCUUCCCACUGAGAUUCCCUGGGGAACCGAACAGCUUCUUUCACCAUGUGAGCUCCAUCUCCUACUCACACAGUCCAUCCAGGAGUUCUAAGUGAGUAAGAAGCAGAUUCCCCCCGGACUCCCACAACUGUUGCUAGCAGGGGGUAAGAGCAUCUCGCUGGGGAUUGCCUUUGGUCUUCUGCUUCAGGCUGCACUGUGUGUCCUAGCAAGACACCCAGCCUUGACUUAGUUGCAUGCAACAGAGGCUCCACCGUGCUGUAACAGAAGCUGCUUCAGUGGUUCAUUACCCUCUCAUGCCACAUCGCCCAUGGAUCUGGGAGGCUUUUGUAAGCCCUGGCACCUUUGGGAGGUGUUGCACAGCUCGGGGCUCCCAGGCACGCUCCUCUUCAUGGAAUUAACACAAUAAAUGGUUCAAAUUCCCAAAGAGCCAGUCCCUGGAGCAGAUCUGGUAUCACAGCAAUGUGAUCCCUACUCUUCAGGGACAUCUUGGAUCUUGGUCUGACCCUGCCUUGCGAUGCUGCUGAAUGUGUUGUCUCCCUUGUUUCAACAGGAAGAACUGAUGAAAUAAUAAGCUGUUACGUUUCAGAAAGCACCAUAUUUCGUCUUUUCCCAACUCUAAAUUUAGGGGAAAAGGGUUGAUUUGGGGGAAAUGUUUUACUGCUGCCAAUUUUCUUGACAUCCUGAAUGGGAUUCAGGAGGAAAAUGCUUGUAAAGCAGUCACCCAAAAGUGUCCUAUUCAUGCAACGCUUGAACUCAGUAGCAAAAUAAACUCACUAGAAGAGGUGUGACUUGAGAAUAAAAUCCUUUUGGAUAAUAAGCGGGGAACUGGGGUGAAGCUGAAGAGCGGCUUCAAUCGAAACCCUGAGAAACGGAGGCAGCAGCAUCUUGCCCCGUGCUUUUUGGUGAAAACUGGGGUUUAGCCAGCUCUGCGAGGGCUGGACGGAUCAGUCCCUCCCCUGGGAAAAACAGGGUUGGGAUUGGGGUGUGUGCGCGUGCGCCGGGAACCUGCCUAGGGGCACACUGAUGAUUUCAGGCUGCAUUGCUACCCGCUCUUCCAGCUCACGCUUCCCUGCCCUCCCUCUCUGCCCCUGCCCAUUUGGGUGCACAGAUAUAAACCCUCCAGCCAAUAUGUUUCCUUUGGGGGACCGGCAGGUUUGCCUGGAGGGUGCGCAUGGCUCUUGUCUCAUCCCAAGGCUUUCCUUAGGGACGGAGCGAGGGUAUAUUCCUGUGGCUGCUCUGGGUGAGCUCACACCGUGGGCACUCCUUCAGUGCUAGAGUGGCAAGGCAGGUUGCUGCUCCAGCUUUGCUAGAGACCUUGGAGCUCCCGACGCUUUGCCUCACCGUGUGGAAGCAGUGCUGGUCCAUCCCAAGGGAACACAGGUGGCCCAGCGAUGCCGAGCAUAUUCUCCUACCAGAGUGCUGAAGUCGACUGGUGUGAAGGCAACUUUGAGCGCUCGCAGAUCAUUGCCGAGUACUACAACACCAUCAGCAAUGUAAGCUUCUUCAUCCUUUCUCCUGUCCUGCUCUACCUGAACCGGCAGUACCGUCAGCAGCGUGCCUUGCCCUUGUAUUUCGUCUCUGGCCUGCUCUUGUGUGUAGGAGUCUUCUCCACGUACUUUCACAUGACCCUGAGCUACGUGGGACAACUCUUGGAUGAGCUCUCCAUCCUCUGGACGCUGGCUGUGUCAUACGCCAUUUGGUACCCGAGGGUUUACUUCCCCAGGUGCAUCAAGAGCAGGAAGCAUUUCUUCUGGUUGAGUGGCAUCACCACCGUGAUCAGUACCUUCAUGUCCUUCAUCAAACCAGCCUUCAAUGCCUACGCACUCAACUGCAUCGCCUUCCACCUGCUGUACCUGACACGGCGUGAGCUGAAAAAGUGCAAUGACAAAAGGGUUCACCAGAUGGCCAAGGUCAUGGUCAUGUGGUGGGUACUGGCCAUCGGCAGCUGGAUCAGCGACCGGUGGCUCUGUGGGCUCUGGCAGGCCAUCAACUUCCCCUACUUCCACAGCUUCUGGCAUGUGCUGAUAGCCAUGUCCCUCCUAUACUGCUGCCCACUGGUCAUCUAUUUUGACGUCAACUACGAGAUGCCAAAGUUCAAGCCAAAGAUAGGAUAUUGGCCCAGCGACUCUUCGCCUGUCGUGGUGCCUUACAUUAUCCUGGAGGAAGCCCACAAGCAGUGCUAGAGCUUGUGGCAUCCCUCAGGCAUUCCUCGGGCAUGGGGUGAGUGAUGCACACAUGUGCAUCUGCAUGGGGAACACCUCGGCUCUGUGCCUGCUCCUCGGCCAAGGGCAAUGUGGCUAACGAUGGGGCAGGGAGCUGCUGAGACCUCGUGGUGCCAGGCGUGGAGCAGGAGGGGAGCCCAUGGAUGCCUUGGAAGACUCUGCCCAGGCUGGCUCCAGGGAACCAGAGAUCUCCUCCUCCAACAGAUCCCCACUGAGAAGGGGAGGGAGAUGGUGCUUCUGUGUCUUCUGCAUUAGUCAAGCGGUGGCACCCUUUGCUGACAAGGGCAGAGUGGAGAACACAG
Messenger RNA from Pezoporus occidentalis (night parrot), 3091 nucleotides. It is a transcript of the gene ACER1, whose product is annotated as alkaline ceramidase 1. The record is from RefSeq and is a predicted model, not a curated record. Gene Ontology annotation, cellular component: endoplasmic reticulum; membrane. Bases 1959 to 2750 code for a protein of 263 amino acids. The transcript has 7 exons. NCBI's taxonomy places the organism in Eukaryota, Metazoa, Chordata, Aves, Psittaciformes, Psittacidae. Gene Ontology annotation, biological process: ceramide catabolic process; sphingosine biosynthetic process.